CCGGCCGCCCCUACCCUUCCCGGCAAGAGGGGAUCCCGGCCAAGGGGGCCGCCCCCGCCUCGUCCUCCCCCGCCCCCGGACCGCGGGACAUAAAGCUCCCGGCUGCGGCCACUGAGCCCAGCCGCCAGCGCCCCCAGCCGCGCGUGGCCAGAACUCAAGCGCCCUCCCGACGGCAGCCCGGACGCCGCGCUCGGAUCACUGCCUGCACCGCGCACCCGCCACCUGUGCUGCCUGCGGGACCCGGACCCAGGGACCGGGCGCCAAUCCGGGACCCUGAGGCAGAGCCAAAACAGCUGUCACCCACUGGCCCCUCGGAGAGCAGAGAGAGCCAACAUGCUGGCCCUGCGCGGAGCCGCCUUCCUCCUGCUGCACCUGGUCCUGCAGCCGUGGCUGAGAGCCGGCGCCCAGGCCACCCCUCAGGUCUUUGACCUUCUCCCAUCCUCCAGUCAGAGACUGAACCCAAGCGCUCUGCAACCAGUCCUGACAGAUCCCACCCUGAAUGAGCUCUAUGUGAUCUCCACCUUCAAGCUACAGACUAAAAGCUCAGCUACCAUCUUCGGCCUCUAUUCCUCAACUGACAACAGCAAAUAUUUUGAAUUUACUGUGAUGGGGCGUUUAAACAAAGCCAUCCUCCGUUACCUGAAGAAUGAUGGGAAGAUCCAUUUGGUGGUUUUCAAUAACCUACAACUGGCAGACGGGAGGCGGCACAGGAUGCUCCUGAGGCUGACCAAUUUGCAACGAGGGGCUGGCUCUGUGGAGCUCUACCUGGACUGUUCCCAAAUAGAUUCAGUUCACAAUCUCCCCAGAGCCUUUUCCAGCCUCUCUCAGAAUCCUGAAUCCAUUGAAUUGAGGACUUUCCAGAGGAAGGCACAGGACUUCUUGGAAGAACUGAAGCUGGUGGUAAGAGGCUCACUGUUCCAGGUGGCCAGCCUGCAAGACUGCUUCCUGCAGCAGAGUGAGCCACUGGCAGCCACAAGCACAGGAGACUUUAAUCGUCAGUUCUUGGGUCAAAUGGCACAACUAAACCAACUUCUGGGAGAAGUGAAGGAUCUUCUGAGACAGCAGGUCAAGGAAACAUCAUUUUUGAGAAACACCAUCUCCGAAUGCCAGGCUUGUGGUCCUCUCAGCUUUCAGUCUCCAACCCCAAACACACUGGUGCCCCCGGCACCCCCGGCUCCCCCAACACGCCCAACACGCCGCUGUGACUCCAACCCAUGUUUCCGAGGUGUUCGAUGUACUGACACUAGAGAUGGCUUCCAGUGCGGGCCCUGCCCUGAGGGCUACACGGGGAACGGGAUCACCUGCUCUGAUAUUGAUGAGUGCAAAUACCAUCCCUGCUACCCAGGUGUCCGCUGUGUGAACUUGGCUCCUGGCUUCAGAUGUGAGGCCUGCCCUGUGGGCUUCACAGGGCCCAUGGUACAGGGUGUUGGGAUCAGUUUUGCCAAGACAAACAAGCAGGUGUGCACUGAUGUUGACGAGUGUCUGAAUGGAGCGUGUGUUCUGAAUUCCAUCUGUAUCAACACGUUGGGAUCUUACCGCUGUGGGCCUUGCAAACCAGGGUACACUGGUGACCAGACAAGGGGAUGCAAAACCGAAAGAAACUGCAGAAAUCCAGAACUGAACCCUUGUAGUGUGAAUGCACAGUGCAUUGAAGAGAGGCAGGGGGAUGUGACAUGUGUGUGCGGAGUCGGGUGGGCUGGUGAUGGCUAUGUCUGUGGAAAGGAUGUGGACAUCGACAGUUACCCUGAUGAAGAACUGCCAUGCUCUUCCAGGAACUGCAGGAAGGACAACUGCAAGUAUGUGCCAAACUCUGGCCAGGAAGAUGCAGACAGAGAUGGCAUUGGAGAUGCUUGUGAUGAGGAUGCUGAUGGAGAUGGGAUCCUGAAUGAGCAGGAUAACUGUGUCUUGACUCACAAUGUGGACCAAAGGAACAGUGAUAAAGAUAUCUUUGGUGAUGCCUGUGACAACUGCCGAACCGUCUUAAAUAAUGACCAGAAAGACACAGAUGGGGAUGGAAGAGGAGAUGCCUGUGACGACGACAUGGAUGGAGAUGGAAUAAAAAACAUUUUGGACAACUGCCCCAAAGCUCCCAAUCGUGACCAGAGGGACAAGGACGGUGACGGUGUGGGGGAUGCUUGUGAUAGCUGUCCUGAUGUCAGCAACCCUAACCAGUCUGAUGUGGAUAAUGAUUUGGUUGGGGACUCCUGUGACACCAAUCAGGACAGUGAUGGAGAUGGCCACCAGGACAGCACAGACAACUGCCCCACCGUCAUUAACAGUGCCCAGCUGGACACUGAUAAGGAUGGAAUUGGGGAUGAAUGUGAUGACGACGAUGACAAUGAUGGCAUCCCAGACCUGGUGCCCCCAGGACCAGACAACUGCCGGCUGGUCCCUAACCCAGGCCAGGAGGAUAGCAACAGUGACGGGGUGGGAGACAUCUGCGAGACCGACUUUGACCAGGACCAAGUCAUUGACCGGAUUGACGUCUGCCCUGAGAAUGCAGAAAUCACCCUGACAGACUUCAGAGCCUACCAGACCGUGGUCCUGGACCCUGAAGGAGAUGCCCAGAUCGACCCCAACUGGGUGGUCCUGAACCAGGGCAUGGAGAUUGUGCAGACCAUGAACAGCGAUCCUGGCCUGGCUGUGGGGUACACAGCUUUUAACGGUGUUGACUUCGAAGGGACCUUCCAUGUAAACACCCAGACGGAUGAUGACUAUGCAGGCUUUAUCUUUGGUUACCAAGAUAGCUCCAGCUUCUAUGUGGUCAUGUGGAAGCAGACGGAGCAGACGUACUGGCAAGCCACACCCUUCCGAGCCGUCGCAGAACCUGGCAUCCAGCUCAAGGCUGUAAAGUCUAAGACGGGCCCAGGAGAACAUCUCCGGAACUCCCUGUGGCACACAGGAGACACCAGCGACCAGGUCAGGCUGCUGUGGAAGGACUCCAGGAACGUGGGGUGGAAGGACAAGGUGUCCUAUCGCUGGUUCCUGCAGCACAGACCCCAGGUGGGGUACAUCAGGGUGCGAUUUUAUGAAGGCUCUGAGUUGGUGGCUGACUCUGGGGUCACCAUAGACACCACCAUGCGUGGGGGCCGACUUGGCGUGUUUUGCUUCUCUCAAGAAAACAUCAUCUGGUCCAAUCUCAAGUAUCGCUGCAAUGACACCAUCCCAGAGGACUUCCAGGAGUUUCAAACCCAGAUUUUUGAUCGCUUGGAUAAUUAAACAGAGGAGGCAUUCUAUAACUGCUUUUCCAAAUGCUAAAGCCAUAUAUUUUUUAACUUCCUAUAAUUUUCUUUGUAUUUACUGUUGCUUUCUUUUACAGCCCAAAUAUAUCAGAACUUUUUAUAUGAAUGUAGAAAUAAAGGAGAAGAGAUCGUUUCUGAUAACCAUGCUACUCAGACUUUGCUUACACGUGGCUCAGUUUGAUGGCGAAUGGUGUUCUCUGAGGGUUCCCACAUUGCAGGGUGAUUUUUUUCCCUCAGGCCCAGUAGUCUGUGAAACUGAGCAUGAGCAUGAAUUAGAAGGCCAAGGCAAAGGGUCUCCGCUGGGUCACCCCAAUCAGCUUCACACAAAUGACCUAACAGUGCUGUGUGUACCUUAAGCAGCCUCCUCAGUCUAGGUAGGGAGGCCCAGAAAUACCUGCCCAGGGGCACCUUGCCAAUUAAGAUGCUUUAUGACCAACCCUGGGAUAAUUUGCCCGAUUCCUUCAGAUACUCUCCCCUCACCCCACACACACCUUCCACAGACUUCUAUUAUUAACAUAGUUCUUAAGCUUAUUUAUAUAUUUGGCUCCCCCUAGUGGAAUGUAAAUUUGUUGAAAAUAAUCAUGACUUAACAGUGUCCCCUAGUACCUGAUGUGUAGUAGAUAUCCAAUAAAUGUUUGCUGAAUGGAUAAAUGAAUGAAUGAAUACCUCCUAAGUAAUCAGGACAAUAGAGUAUUAAUGGGUCUUAUAAACCGUCCUAUGACUCAAAAGCUGCCUACAACCAUGUUAUGUGCUAGUACUGUUAACUAUAUAUAGGCAGAAAUUUGCCUUUCUUACCUUCCAGUUUAAGCCAAAUAUCCAGGAAAAUUUUAUAAAUGCCCUAGAAAUUUAGUUCCAAAGAAUAUUACUAUGUAGUAAUAUAUUCUUUUAUUCCAGAAUUCCCCAAAUAACUUAAACCAUAA
Messenger RNA from Sciurus carolinensis (gray squirrel), 4162 nucleotides. RefSeq names its product thrombospondin 4 (gene Thbs4). The coding region runs from base 334 to 3219 and encodes 961 amino acids. The record is from RefSeq and is a predicted model, not a curated record. NCBI's taxonomy places the organism in Eukaryota, Metazoa, Chordata, Mammalia, Rodentia, Sciuridae. Gene Ontology annotation, molecular function: calcium ion binding. Gene Ontology annotation, cellular component: extracellular region. Gene Ontology annotation, biological process: cell adhesion. The transcript is spliced from 22 exons.